This is a messenger RNA of Larimichthys crocea (large yellow croaker), 3638 nucleotides long. It is a transcript of the gene rnf144aa, whose product is annotated as ring finger protein 144aa. The transcript is spliced from 9 exons. The coding region runs from base 530 to 1417 and encodes 295 amino acids. Gene Ontology annotation, biological process: protein ubiquitination. NCBI's taxonomy places the organism in Eukaryota, Metazoa, Chordata, Actinopteri, Sciaenidae. Gene Ontology annotation, molecular function: ubiquitin-protein transferase activity; zinc ion binding. The record is from RefSeq and is a predicted model, not a curated record.
GAUUGGCUGGCUGUGUCCGCUGAGCUCUUCUUAAAGAGACAGCGCACGGUGAAGCCUCUCACGAACAAAUGGCGUCUCUCCAGCGCGGAGCAGCUGACUUCCUACCGAGCACGGCAGCGGGGACGGCGGAGAGGAUUCGUGCACCGAUCUGACGGCGGUGAUCGAGAGCAGACGUCGGUUUCUGGUUCUGCAAACAGAUCCCACUGUCAAGCAAAACAGACAGGAGAGAGUCAGCUGCAGCUUAUUUAUCUGCGCUGUUAGUGUUUCACCAGGGCCGCUGUAGAGACGACAGUAGCAGGUCAAAUGUUUCCACUUUGCUGUUGGAGGGAUACACAAUGAACAUGGGCAUCACCCCUUCAGAGAUCUCCUCCUCCUCCUCCUCCUCCUCUUCUUCCUCCUCUUCCUCCUCUGCCUGACUGGUUGGCCGCCUCUUCGUUAAUCCAAUUCAGGAGAUCAUCUUCUCAGCCCUUCCUGAGCUUACACCAUCAAGACGGCGUUAUCUCAGAAAGCCAGCUCAGUGGCGGUAAAGAUGACCACGGCACGGUACCGUCCCACCUGGGAGCUGGCCGUGGACCCCCUGGUCUCGUGUAAGCUGUGCCUUGGAGAGUUCCCUCUGGAGCAGAUGACCACCAUCACACAGUGCCAAUGUGUCUUCUGUACACUGUGCCUGAAGCAGUAUGUGGAACUCCUGAUUAAAGAAGGCCUCGAAACUGCAAUUAGCUGUCCAGACUCUGCCUGUCCCAAAAGAGGACACUUGCAGGAAAACGAGAUUGAGUGCAUGGUGGCCACGGAGAUGAUGCAGAGAUACAAGAAGCUUCAGUUUGAAAGGGAGGUGCUGCUGGACCCAUGCCGGACGUGGUGCCCUUCCUCGACCUGCCAGGCCGUGUGCCAACUAAAGGAAGCAGAUUCUCCAGCGCUGCCCCAGCUGGUCCAGUGCGCCGUCUGUGCCCUCGAGUUCUGCUCGGCCUGCAAGGCCAACUGGCACCCCGGUCAGGCCUGCCAGGAGAACAACCUGCCCAUUACCUCCUUCCUACCAGGAGAAAACAGCUCUUUCUAUAAGAACGAAGAGGAUGACGCACCAAUCAAGCGCUGUCCUAAGUGUAAAGUUUACAUCGAGAGGGACGAGGGCUGUGCGCAGAUGAUGUGCAAGAACUGCAAACACGCCUUCUGCUGGUACUGCCUGGAGUCCCUGGAUGAUGACUUUCUCCUGAUCCACUAUGACAAAGGGCCCUGUCGAAACAAACUGGGCCACUCCAGGGCGUCCGUUAUCUGGCACAGAACACAGGUCGUGGGGAUCUUUGCUGGCUUCGGUCUGCUCCUGCUGGUUGCCUCCCCCUUCCUCCUUCUGGCCACUCCCAUCGUCCUCUGCUGCAAAUGCAAGUGCAGCAAAGGCGACGACGACCCAUUGCCAACCUAACCACGCCAUCAGAGCUGGAGCGGAGAGCCGCUUCAAGGAUGGGCCAUCUUUCUUUCCUUUUCACCCCUUUUACGUUCCCCUUUUCCUCCCACCAGCUUUUGAGCGCUUCAUAUUUUUUUGGGGCUGAGCCUGCACCAGCCCCGGCCGCUUCGGGAUCCAUUGCUCUGCAUGAGAGAGGCAUGGUGGAAAAUCGUCCCUACAUCUUGGCCUGAGGAGAGGUGCAGGGUCCAAGGUCAGACUUGUCUAUGGGCCGCUGUGUCCAUGCGUGUGAGACAUUGGUGGUUUGGGGACGUGGAGGAAGUCUGGGCCGCUUCUAAGUGGUCCUCGGUUGUGGGUUACGUUGGUGUGGUAUUUUUGGCGGGUCAUUACAAACAAAGGAAAAAUGAAAGUUAAGAAAUGCUUUUCUCUUGUAUGGACAAUAUCAUGCAGGAGCCAUCUUAGAAAGAACUUUUACUUUAUCGCUCUGUUCUGUCGGUUUGUCGUACGCAACAAAAGCUUUUUUUUUUUUUUUCUCCCCACCACCACACUCGAUGUAGCUCUACUGAUUCAGUCCGUAGCAUUAGAGUUGCGCCACGCAUGUUUGGUGUCGACUCGAUUUGCACAGAGAACGUGAUUUCCAUGUCACGUUCACGACUGAGGUAGAGGCGGGAGGCUGUUGUCACUCUCAACUCGAUGUACAGCACGUCCUCUUGAUGAUGUCAAUGUUUUAUAACCUGUUGCUUUUAAUAGAACUGUGCUCAGAGUAGUGUCUAUGUGUUGUACUUUUGAGUGUUUUCCAAAACGGUUAGGUACAAUUAUUAAAGGGGAUUGCCACUCAAAUCUAAAAAAAAAGAAAAGAAAUGAAAAUGAAGAAGUAGUUUUGUUCAAUUUUCAGCUUGUGUUUUUAUACCCAAAUCUUUGCAUCUCAUUUUCUUAACACCUCCAGACAUUGGAGUCAUAUUUGUGUGUGUGUGUAUGAAAGAGAGAGAGAGAGGAUAUGUUGCUGGAGGUUGUUACAGAUUUUUUUUUUUUAAUCCUAAAUCCAGAAAUGUCCCAAAUUGAGUGGUACUCCCCUUUAAUUUAAGCAUUAAUGUAAAGUCUAUCAGAGGACUUUGUAUCCACAUGUUGUGGAACCAUUUUAAUACUACACUAAAAGAGAUGUCACUCCUGUAAUUCUCAGUCCCUGGGUGGUGGUGUAGCCAAAUAGAAAUGAAUAGCCUUAAAUUGAGAAUAGCCAAAAUCAGGCAUUUCCCCCUGUGCAUUAAAAAAAAAAGAGUUAAAAGUCAAAUCCAAAUAAUCCCAGGGAAAGCAUGUUUAACAGCAUUUUCAAGCAGUCAGUGAAGCCCUUUAUAUUCAGAUGAUUCUAUGAUGUCAUCCAUAUUCCACACUGUUGAUAGCCAUACUGUAAAAAACAAACAAAAAAACUAUCCUAAACUGAUGUUCUGUGUGACCUGGGGCCUGUAUUUUCUAAGCCUUUUUGAGCAGAAGAGCUGGUCAACAUCCACCAAACCAUCGCAAACAGAUCUCCCACUCUGUUAAGACUUAACAAAUACCCGCUGGCCCAAAAUUGCAAACUUGCAUACGUUAGUGGUCCGAGUGUCGAUGUUUUGUUUUGUUGGUAGUUAGAACUCCAACAACAAGCAGCUAUUCCUUGCAGGGACGUCAGAAAAGCCUAUAGAGUAAAUAUAAAAUGUUUUUUGGCACAUAAUUCUAAAAGCUGCUCUGUACUAUAUCACUUUAUCUAUGCAAGUUUGUACAUCACCAUUCUUAAAAGGCUAUGGAUUGAUCAUAAUAUGCCAUGGGCAGGUUCUCAUAGCGAAAGCAGCAGAAUGUUACCAUACAUGUGCAUAUCAUGUUUUUUUUUUUUAUUUAAUCAGGGAAUUAUUUAGAAACUGUCCAUUUUUAUUGUCAUCAUCUAUGUUGUGGUGUUUUGUUUUUAAGCUAUAAAGCUUUAACGUUUGGACAGAAUUUGGCCAUUUUUUUUUCUUCAUUUUUCGAGGACUCUCAAAACAGUCUAAAAAAAAAUGUUAUCCAUUUAGUUACCACAAAUUAUUUCAGUAUGUUUACCCUGUGUCAGGUCUGCUGAAUCUUUUUUUUUUUUUCUUACCUUACAUAGCCAUUCUAAUGUUUUAAAUAAGCCAUUUAUUACUGCUUACUACCCCCUCCCUUCUGGUGUAAUUUGCCAGUGUUAAUGUAGCAUUCCAUGACAAUUGUGGCUACAGUUACCAAAAAAAAAAAAAAA